Molecule: messenger RNA, 1149 nt
Organism: Closterium sp. Yama58-4
Lineage: Eukaryota; Viridiplantae; Streptophyta; Zygnematophyceae; Desmidiales; Closteriaceae
Source: the annotation of a GenBank genome assembly
AUGCCUCCGAAGAACUCGCACGCUAAGCCGAUGGCUGAUGCUCUUGCUGAUGGGAGUGAUCCUGCAGGCAAAAAAUCGCCAGGCAAGGGAAAGGAGAUCAUUGACAACAUCCCGUCAGAAGCAGAGUCCAGCUCGCGGAUUGACAGGGCACUUGUCUCGCAGUCGUUGCUAUUACACGUGGAGUUUGUCACGCCCAUCAUGCCGGCGGACCCGAUCUCUGACCACAGCUUUGCAGACAAACGCAAGCGGGUUAAAGCUACGACGGUCCACCUCCAGCAAGCUGUCGCGGCGCUGAAGCAGGCGUGGCUGGGUGACCUGGGGAACGAGUGGCUGAAAGCUCUGCUGGACGAGAAGGAGUCGCAGCUUCGCGGGUAUCAACUGGCGAGGCAAGAGAGGCUGCAUAUGAUGGCUGGCAUGUAUAAGGCAGUGACCGGGGAAGUUGCGUCCCCAUUCCUGUCAGGGAAGAUCAAGGCAAGACGGGAGAAAACACAGAUCAAGGAGCUGAGUGCUGGAAGGGCGACGGUCACCGACAAUAAAGCUAUACUGGGGGUUGCGGGGAGGCUAACGGCGGCAUGGUCGAAAAAGGAGGUGAAAAGCGCUUUUCAUGCGAUGGCGAAGAACAAGGCCCCAGGGAGUGAUGGGUUGCCGAAGGAGCUGUUUGAAGAGCACUGGGACGUGUUGGGGAAGCACUUCAUGGCGCUGGUGGAGAGUUUCACUGAGUCAGCGGUGCUCCCUGCAAGCACAAAGAGCGCUAUUACUAUACUGCUGCACAAAAAAAGUGGAAGAGAUGCGGUUGAAAACUACCGCCCCCUCACGCUUCUGAGUUUCACCUACAAGGUGUUGGCGCGGGUAGUCGCAGACAGGAUGAAAGGUGUCUUGAACGAGGUUAUCUCACCAGAGCAAUACGGGUUCUUGCCGGGCCGGAGGCUCUCUGACGCGGUGGGGCUGGUUGCGGGCGUAAUCGAAGCAGCAAAGAACGAAAACGCAGAGUGGUACCUCCUGCUGGUGGGUUUUAAGAAGGCCUUCGACUCUCUCUCGAGGAACUACCUGUUUUCGGUGUUGGAAAGGAUGGGCUUCCCCAGCAAGUUUGUCGGCUGGAUCAAGGGCCUGGACGAGGACACACAGACACGGCUUUUAGUCAACGGUUAG